AUGCGGUGGCACUGGCUGGCUGGACCAACUUGUUGCGUCAGCGGCAGCAGUUGCGUUGUCCAAGGUGAAUGGUAUUCGCAAUGCACCCCAUCCGGGGGCACCUCACCACCUCCGCCUUCCGCUCCACCCCCCGCAUCUGGGUCAUCAGCAUGCCUGGCAUCCGCCGACGGCUUUUCCUCGCUCAAUGGAGGAACGACUGGUGGUGCGGGCGGAACAACUGUCACUGUCACUAACCAGUCCGACCUUGAUAAAUAUGCCAGUGCUUCAGGUCGGCAUGUCAUCAAGGUUCAAGGCCGAAUCACUAUCACACCAUUUGGUAAAGAGGUUCGGGUCUCAAGCGACAAAACCAUUGUGGGCAUUGGCUCAACGGGUCAGAUUUAUCAAGGUGCGUUCCACUAUCGUGUAGUCAUCAGUGAGACUUCAGCUAAAACGCCCAAGGCGGCUUUGCCAUUCAUGGGGGAACACGCCAAUGACUACAGAGAACGACUACGAUGGGAUUCAGUCCGUUUGCUGGAGAAUGGCGGCGAUGGGUUGCUCAUUCUGAGAAAAGACACAACCUUCUUUACAGUGUCCAACAACAUCUUCCGGAAUCACGAUAAGGCUUUUGGUAUUGGUUGGACGGAAAAUGUUGUGGCGCGCGGCACCAUCCAUCACAACUGGUUUGACCGGACAAACCAACGCAACCCAAGCGCCGACAACCUUGCUCAGUGUCAUCUCUACAACAAUUAUGUCUUGGGAGUUACUUCAUAUGGCCACUACGCCCGUGGGUCUACAAAUGCUCGGGUGGAGAAUGUCUACUUUGAGAGUUGCCGCAAUCCCUUGACCAAGGAUUCAGGAGCGAUUCUGAAUGCUUCGGGUAACAUCUAUCAGUCGUGCACGGGCACUGUGGCUGCAAACUCAGGCACAGCGUUCCAGCCGCGCGAUUACUACAGCUGUACUCUCACCGCAACAGCCGAUGUACCUUCUCAUGUCAAAGCCAAUGCGGGACCUAGGGCAUCAGUGUGCCCUUCGUGA
This is a messenger RNA of Verticillium dahliae VdLs.17, 1014 nucleotides long. RefSeq names its product pectate lyase. The record is from RefSeq and is a predicted model, not a curated record. Bases 1 to 1014 code for a protein of 337 amino acids. Gene Ontology annotation, biological process: carbohydrate metabolic process. The transcript has 4 exons. Gene Ontology annotation, cellular component: extracellular region. Gene Ontology annotation, molecular function: pectate lyase activity; cellulose binding. Lineage: Eukaryota; Fungi; Ascomycota; Sordariomycetes; Glomerellales; Plectosphaerellaceae.